AUGUCUGACUCUGAUCCCAAGUUCCAUCCCUUGUCUGGCACUAACUACCCCCAGUGGAGUGGUGAAAUGCAAGCUUGGUUGAUGACCAAGGGACUGUGGAGGCUCGUCUCUGGCGCUGAAAAGUGUCCUGGGACUGACGCUGAAGCAAUAGAGAAAUGGGAGUUGAGAGCUGAAAAGGCUGCUGGUGCAUUAUAUCUCAAUGUCACCAAAGAGCAGCGCAUCCAUCUUGAUGGCAUCAUUGAUGAUCCUGUCAAGAUCUGGGAGAAACUGGCAAUUGUGCACGUCUCUAAGAAGCCUGGGACGAGAUUUAAUGCCUAUGACGACGCCUUCUUCUCUAUCAGAAAGAAGGAGGACGAGUCCCUGCAGUCUCUCAUGACCAGAAUUGACGAAGGCAUGCAUCAGAUUCAAAAUCUUCAUCCUACUGGCUUCUCAUUGUCUGAAUUGGACAAUGAAUUGACAUGCAUGGCCAUGAUUAGGGCGCUUCCUGAUCAAUAUGCCCACUUCACUUCAUCUCUACUACUUCUGGGCACCUUGGACAAGACCCAGCUCAGGGAUGCUUUCCUUGCUGAA
This is a messenger RNA of Serpula lacrymans var. lacrymans S7.9, 570 nucleotides long. RefSeq lists its product as uncharacterized. The record is from RefSeq and is a predicted model, not a curated record. The transcript has a single exon. The annotation marks the transcript as partial. Lineage: Eukaryota; Fungi; Basidiomycota; Agaricomycetes; Boletales; Serpulaceae.